AAAUGUGCAGUUUUCUUUCACUUUAGUCUCUUCGGCUGUAGUCUUGAAGAGUUGUAGUAUGUCUGGACGUGGUAAGCAGGGCGGCAAAGCUCGCGCCAAGGCCAAGACCCGCUCUUCGCGGGCCGGGCUCCAAUUCCCCGUGGGCCGAGUGCACCGGUUGCUCCGCAAAGGCAACUACGCCGAGCGGGUCGGGGCCGGGGCCCCGGUGUACCUGGCGGCGGUACUGGAAUACCUGACAGCCGAGAUCCUGGAGCUGGCGGGCAACGCGGCCCGGGACAACAAGAAGACGCGCAUCAUCCCGCGUCACCUGCAGCUGGCCAUCCGCAACGACGAGGAGCUCAACAAGCUGCUGGGCAAAGUCACCAUCGCUCAGGGUGGUGUCCUGCCCAACAUCCAGGCGGUGCUGCUGCCCAAGAAGACCGAGAGCCACCACAAGGCCAAGGGCAAGAGACUUCUCCACCGGCGCCGGGGCUGCCGUCUCAGCAGGAGCGGUUUCCGACAUGGCGAAGGGAGAACCUGCUAGAAGGAGAGAGACUCAAAUUCCAAAGAGCAAGUUUUGCAAUGCCGUCUUGCUCCGGCCCGGGCUUAUAUAAGUCGGUGCUGCCCUGUGAUUGGUGGAGCGUCCGAUCCACCGCCCUCAGGCAGCCGCUUGUCGUGGUUGGACUCCCAAACUGUGUUUGUUAGUCCCCAAAAUUUGAUUAAAUGUUAAAAACAGUGGUA
Bubalus bubalis (water buffalo) is the source of this 720-nucleotide messenger RNA. RefSeq names its product histone H2A type 1. Gene Ontology annotation, cellular component: nucleosome. The coding region runs from base 59 to 523 and encodes 154 amino acids. The transcript has 2 exons. Gene Ontology annotation, molecular function: protein heterodimerization activity; DNA binding; structural constituent of chromatin. Lineage: Eukaryota; Metazoa; Chordata; Mammalia; Artiodactyla; Bovidae. The record is from RefSeq and is a predicted model, not a curated record.